GUGGAUGUGACGUCUGCAGAGACCUCAGCUCCAGAGCUGCGGCGCUUUUUCUGUGUUAUGAAAGGAUGGAGGGUGCCGUGUUGAGUAACUGCGAUGUGUGAAUGGGUUUACAUAAGUAGCUCCACGUGUAGUGUCCCUAAGGCCUUCUCUCCAAAUACACCGGACUGCUGAACUCUGUACAGUGCGAAACUGAAACGGACUGCGCGUCGGCAUUAUGGCUAAACAUAAAAAGAUAGCAGGUGUUGCCACUGAAAAGGACACAACAAAGAAACUGAAGCAGGUUGCGAAGAAGAGCAAAGCUCCAAAAGCUCCCAAAGCUCCCAAAACGCCGAAGACCAAAGGAAACAGCACUGGAGCCAAAAAUGUCACCAAGAGCUCAAAGCCCAGAGGCCGAGCAUCAAAAAAGGCAGACGAGCCCUCGGACGGGCUGACGAGUAAAUACUUCCAGGUCACAGAGCCAGUGAAGGAAGAGCCUGAGGACAUGAGUGAUCCCCGUGAGGACGUGGGUGUGACAUUUCCAGAGUGCACCACACCAAACGACAAGAUGAAAGAAGAGAAAGAAGUGGAGAAAGGAGAAGAGGAUGGCGAGAGUGAGGAGAGUGAUGAAGAUGAGUGGGAGGAAGUGGAAGAACUGGCCGGCCCCUUGGGACCUGUGGAUACUGAGCUAGAGCCUGCAGUCCCAUCUCAGCCAGUAGAGAUUGAGAUCGAGACAGCUGAGGCCAUGCACAAGAGACAGAGGAAGGAGAAGCGGAAAGCUGAAUUUGAGACUUACCUGCGCCGAAUGAUGAAGCGCUUUAACAAGGAGCUGCUGGAAGAUACACACAAGGUUCACCUGCUGUGUUUAUUGGCCGGUGGGCUGUUCCGGAACCACCUCUGCUGUGAGCCUGACCUGUUGGCCAUUGCACUGUCCUUACUGCCCGCUCACUUCACCAGUGUUGUUACAGAACGUAUCAACACAGGUUUCCUUGAGGGCCUUUUGAAGUGGUUUAGAGCAACGUUUACGCUAAACCCUGAGCUUCCUGAAGAAAAGGGUGUGGAACUGCGGGGGGUGCUGGAGAGACGUUUGGGGAGUCUGUCAGCACGUGAUCAUGAAGAGAUGACCUAUCUGUUCCUGCUGAUGCUACGGUCGCUGCAACUAUUCUGUCGAUUGGUGCUCUCAUUACAGCCUGUACCAUUCAAACAACCAACUAAAAAGAAUAAAACUCAAAGCUCCACCAGUCCUGCUGCUAAAGACAGUUCUGAUGAACCUGAUGAAAAGCCAGAAAAACCCAAAGUGUCUCCUGGGUCCAAACGAUCAUUCGGUGCCAACACUGGGACUAAGAGGCAGAAGGGAGGAAAGAGACAGAAAAAGAAUGAGAGUGAAGAAGAAGACAAAGAAAAAGAAGCAGCUGGGGGACAACGGCCAAAAAACACCAAAAGGAGGAGUGUUGCAUCGAAAGUGUCAUACAAAGAAGAGAGCAGUGAGGAGGAGGAAGCUAGUGGUGGAGAGGAGUUUCAGCUGACCAGUGAGGAAGAGAGUGAUGACUCAGAAGAUGGAGGUAAGAGGUCAAAAAGGAGUUCAAAGACUAAAGGAAAGGACAAAGGCAAGGCGCGGCGACGGUCAAGCGGGGUCAAAAAGGGUGCAAAGAAAGAAGAGGAGGAGGAUGAUGACUUCGAAGAAGAAGAACAUGAGGAAACAAAGCGUCGAGGGAGGCGCAGGCAGGGAAAAGGAGAUGACGAGUGGAUAGAGGUGUACCUUGAGGGGGCGAAGAGGUGGGUGUGUGUUGAUGUUAAUCAAGGAGUGGGCAAACCGCAGCUCUGCACCAAGCAGGCCACUCAGCCCAUUACAUACGUCGUGGGAGUGGACAGUGAGGGCUACCUAAAAGACCUGAGCACUAGGUAUGACCCCACCUGGCUUACGUCAUCACGGCGACGACGCAUCGACUCGGAGUGGUGGGAGGAGACUUUAGAUUUCUACGAGUGUCCAGAUUCUGAACGAGAGCAACAAGAGGACAAAGAGCUACGAGAUAAGUUGUUGGAUAAGCCACUGCCAACCUCCAUAUCCGAGUACAAAAACCACCCUCUGUAUGCGCUGGAGAGACACCUGCUGAAAUACGAGGCCCUGUACCCCCGCACUGCGGCCAUCCUGGGCUACUGCCGGGGAGAAGCUGUCUACUCACGGGAUUGUGUCCACACGCUGCAUUCCAGGGACACCUGGCUAAAGGAAGCACGCACUGUCCGGCUGGGGGAGGAGCCUUACAAGAUGGUAAAGGGCUUUUCAAACCGCUCACGCAAAGCCAGGAUGAUGUCUGAGCAGAAGGAUUACAAGGACCUGGCCCUGUUUGGCCACUGGCAGACUGAGGAGUACCAGCCUCCUCUAGCCAUCGAUGGCAGGGUUCCACGUAACGAGUUUGGAAACGUAUACAUGUUUAAACCAUGUAUGUUACCAGUGGGAUGUGUGCACCUGCGUCUGCCCAACCUGCACAGAGUGGCUCGCAAACUCAACCUGGACUGUGCUGCUGCGGUAACGGGCUUUGAUUACCAUGGAGGAUACGCUCACGCUGUCACUGACGGCUACAUUGUGUGCGAGGAACAUCAAGAAAUUCUGAAAGCUGGCUGGGAGAAUGAGCAAGAGAUACAGCAGAAAAAGGAACAAGAGAAGCGUGAGAAGCGAGCCUUGUCGAACUGGACACUGCUAGUGAAAGGCCUUCUAAUCAAAGAGAGGCUACAGCGUCGUUAUGGGCGACAGGGCCUGGAAAAGGGCACUGGGUUGGGGCAGGGCGACGAAGUUGGGGCCGGAUUAUCAUCCGGAGAGGAGGAUGAAGGCGGAGCUCACACUGCCCCACCCACACUGGCUGCAUCAUGGCCGCAAAACAGACAGGAGGAGCAGGAAGAGGGAGGAGCUAAGAAGUCUAUCAGUAAAAGAGAGAGGCGUGGCCAAGAUAAACAUCUCUUCCCUUUUGAAAAAAGCAAGUGAACGUGUGUCUCUCUGUGCCACAUUUCAAAUCAAUGCUUAUGCAGCAUUUUCCACUUAAUAAACAAGUUUUGCUCUUCUUUACAAGCAGGUAGUCCAUGCAGAUCUGUGCAACAAGUUCAUCCAUUCAGUUUGGCUUACCUAUUCAGUUAUCCUAAUUAAUUAAAGGUACAAUAGGCAACUUUGUUCUUAAAGGGAACCCAUUUUUUACUGAAUUUGAGAUGUAAACAAAGUAAUUCUAAGUUUUCUUUUUUGUAAAAUGGUGCAUUGUAGAGGAACUUACCAACUCAAAUUUCUUCACAGUAGUGUUGUAGGGAACCAGGGGUCAUGAAAUCUACAGUGCGAAUAUUUUAUUUACCAUCCAAAAUGACCAGUGAACCUACCAGUGUCUACUGAGUUAAUGUAAUGCUAA
This is a messenger RNA of Colossoma macropomum (tambaqui), 3365 nucleotides long. RefSeq names its product xeroderma pigmentosum, complementation group C (gene xpc). The record is from RefSeq and is a predicted model, not a curated record. NCBI's taxonomy places the organism in Eukaryota, Metazoa, Chordata, Actinopteri, Characiformes, Serrasalmidae. Gene Ontology annotation, molecular function: single-stranded DNA binding; damaged DNA binding. The coding region runs from base 215 to 2956 and encodes 913 amino acids. Gene Ontology annotation, cellular component: cytoplasm; XPC complex; nucleotide-excision repair factor 2 complex. Gene Ontology annotation, biological process: mismatch repair; nucleotide-excision repair. The transcript has 15 exons.